GUCCCUGCAGCCUGCCUACAUUAAAUCAGCGCAAUCAGCAUGUCCGUGGAAACCAUCGGCCUGUGGACCAACAAAGGCGGCGUUGGCAAGACCACGCUGACCUUCCACCUCUCAACGGCUUAUGCCUACCUGCAUCCGGACAAACGAGUUGUUGUGGUGGACAUGUGCCCUCAGGCCAACCUGUCAAACACGAUGCUCACCAGCACGGAGGAGGAUGGCACAAGAGAGCCAGGCUCGACGACGGUGGAGAUUUUGAAGGAGGCAGACGAGAUUCUCCAGGCGUCACGCACUGUGGCUGGCUACCUGCACACGAUGCUGAACCCCGACCCAGGCGUUUUUCGCAAGAGUUCAGAAUUUCUGACCCAGGUAGUUACCCACAACAAGGGCAUGUCAGACAACAUCUGGCUCUUCUGUGGCGACGAUCGCCUGGAUGACAUGAAUGCCAGGCUGGCACAAGCCAUCAAUGGCAAUCGGGAUGGGUUCAGGGAUCCAUUUGUCAGCAACCUCAAGCUCUUACGCCGCUUCUUCAUCAAUCUGCAGCAGGAGCCGGGCUGGGCCGAUGCGGAUAUCAUGGUGUUCAUUGAUACUAACCCUGCCUUCACAGAGUAUACCCAGAUGGCCCUCUGCAGCAUGGACAAGUUGGUAAUUCCAGUGAAUGCUGACGAGUUCUCGCUGCAAGCGGUUGAUUAUAUGUUCCGCAGGCUGUGGAACAUGUUUCCCAAGGACGAUGAGCUGAUGCGGGACUAUGUUCGGGAGUCCUUUGGUGUACGGGUGUAUAACCGCAUGCACGAGAGUGACAAGUCUUACCAGAGGACCCGUGACCUCCUGCCCAAGAUCGCCGCCGUGGUGCACAAUCGCCACAACGUUCACAAAACGCGGGCAGUCUGUGCGUUCAGCCACCUGCACAGCUUGCAGGGGGAGCGCAUCUAUGAGGCACACAAAGUGGCCCACAGACUGCGAGGCGAGGACCCAAGAAUGGCCGCCGUGUUUGUGGACAAGGGGCUGCCAACAGCCACGCAGUUUAAUGACAUCUAUACAGCCACAAUGCGCGAGAUGUUCAGCAUUGGCGUGGCAUCUGCUCACACGGGUAUCCCCCUGCAUGGAGUGCGCACCAAACGCAAAUCCAUCCAGAAGGCAUUCGACACCACUAGCAUCGGGAAGGAUGAACAGCUUGUCGCCGUGACCAGUGAUCUGCUCAAGGUGCUGGCCAUUGUUCUGGACAACCCAAGCCUGUCGUCUGCAAACGAUUCACGUCUGUUCGAAAUGAUGAAAGCCGGCGCUGUACCAAUAUCCACUCGCGGCGAAGUGGAACGUCUGCUGUCAACACGAACCGUGUCCAUGGCCUACAAUGAUGCUGCUCGCAUGGCAGCAGAGUGGGAGGCGCGGGAUGCACUCAUGAACAGUGGGCCGGGGGCCAUUCUGGUGGGCGCGGCGGCAGUGGCCCUGGUGCACAUGCAGGUCAUCACGGUGCUGUGCGUGGUGAUGGUCACAGGCGGCCACUGCACGACUGCCAAGGACCCCAACCACCGCGUGUGCGAGUUCACCAGCCUCAUCCUGCACCGAGGCACUGCCUACUACCUGACCGACGACCAGGAGCUGGAGCUGCCCACCGUGGAUGUGACCUACCAUCCAGCUGCAGACGCCCCCACGGUGUUGCACCGCAGCGCGGCAGGCUUCCUUCUCGAGGGCGAGAACGAGUGGUUCAGUGUGCCGCUGUCCUGGCUGUGGAAGGUGACCAACCGGUGGGACAACUUGGCUCACCACUUUGGAGAGGACGCGGUGACCCUGCACAACACGCUGUGCCGGCACCUGGGGGAGUGCAGCUACCCGCCGCGGCGCGAGGUGCAGCUGUUCCUGCUGCACUCGCGGCAGCGCGGCGCCCUGCUGGCGCCAGUCAACGCCACGCUGGCGCGCUGCGUCACCGGCUGGCCGCCCGUCUACCGUGACGACGCGCGCCUGGAGCGCAAGACGGUGCUUUUAGACAAGGCCAGGUCGGGGAUAGGGCCAGACUGUCACGCGCAGCGCGGCUGCUCCAGGCACGUUCAAUGUAUUGUUGGGGCAGGCACUGGACUUGCUGCACCAUCUGGCUGCUGUGCGUGUGUUGAGCAGCAGCCAUUAAAUGUUGACGGAACUAUGGAAUUGUUAAUUUGAGCAAUCUUUUUCUUUCUUUUCUUUCAAAGUGGCUGUUUCUGUUAGCUUCCCUCUCAAGGGGUCUCUGAGGCCUCCCUGCGAGGCCGCUUGGGAUUUCGGGCCGCUCGUUGGAGGUCGGGGAGAAUUUCCUUGAUGAACUCCUUUAAAUCCUGGACCUUUUUGCGGAAGGUUUGGAAGUUGGGGGAGGCCAUCAGUGUUUUCAUCCUCUCAUCAUCCAGGUUAUAACCAGUGUAGUUGAGAUUGUAGUUAAGCGGCUUUUUGCCGCACAUCUUGAGCCCGGCGGCGUGCCAGUGGCAGUACAGGUCGGCGGCAACUCCCGCCUGGGCAACGGUGUCAAAGGAACUGAUGUUGAUCGCCUUGUCCUUCAUGACAGUCUGCCAAUCGUUUUCAAUGGUCGGGCAGCAAGCUUCAAACAUUUGCGUGCCGUUUUUGUUCAGUUUGGGCUUGCCAUUCGCCUCAAUAACUGGCUCUCUUGUCAGAGGGUAAUACCUCAUAUGGACCCGGAUAUAUGCAUGAGCCUUGACCCCACGUUUUGGGUUUUCGCCAUCUUCCCACAGGACGUUGUGGAAGUUGGUGGCGUGCUCGGCGGUGUCAGCCGCCUGGGCGUCUUUGGAGGAGGGGAAAGCCAUAUCCGUCGCGGAAGGCAUGCUAGUAUCCAGCUUUACCUUCAAAUUGCCCUCGCCAUUGGCACUAAACAGUAGCCUAUCACCUUCUCGCAGUGGUGUUUCUCGUAAACCGGUUUUUAGGUUGCCCAUCAGCUUGUCAACACUGUGCUUUUGGUUGAAAAAGGUGUACUGGUACUGGUGCGCCUGAUCUGCCCACAACACAAUGAUGUCCUGUGGCGUUCCGGCAGUAGCAUGAGCAACAAUCUGCGCGCCGAGCAACUCCGUUGCUAGAGUUGCUGGUACAACCAGAGAGUUGUGCUUUAAAUUUGUUUGGGUCAACUUGUAACGCCAUUUGAAAGAUUCGCCGUUUUUGACUUUUUCCCAAUUUCCCACUUUAAUCUUCAGAUCUUUGUUCUUUUUCUGCUUGUCUCGACCGUUUAGCUUUGAUUCCUUGAAGUCCUGCAGAGAGCACAGAGAAAAGAGUGCAAUCCCCUGAUACUUGUUUAGGGGUGGACGCUGUAGAUAUCAAUUACCUUGUGCAAAGUGUCCACACGCUCAAACAGCAUGCAUUCAAUGUGCGUUGCACGGUCAUCUCCCAUCAACUGUGGGUAGGACCCGUUGCCACCAGAAGCCACGGCCUCAAUGCAUGCGCCGACGUCGUUGUAGUAGUACCAUCCCACUUUGAGCCGUUCUGAAAGGUCUGUAAAAAAGGGAGUGUGC
This is a messenger RNA of Chlorella variabilis, 3476 nucleotides long. RefSeq lists its product as hypothetical. The coding region runs from base 40 to 2151 and encodes 703 amino acids. NCBI's taxonomy places the organism in Eukaryota, Viridiplantae, Chlorophyta, Trebouxiophyceae, Chlorellales, Chlorellaceae. The record is from RefSeq and is a predicted model, not a curated record. The transcript is spliced from 19 exons.